CGUUUUUCAGGGAUCCGCGGCAGCGCUGCAAAUCUGACCCUUUAAAUCCCUGUAGCUCCGAAAGUAAUGAUCGCAGAUACCCCGUUACAUUUACGAAAUUGCUUUACUAUUAGCAUACUCUUAAUUUAUAUACAAUUUAAAAAACUGUCAUCAUCCCUAUUCACUUAAAUCAUUUUGUAAAUACAUUGUAAAUAUACACAAACAUUAAAAAAACAUAAGAUUUGUUUGUUAGUGAUUGUUUGACACAAAUAAGCUCCAAAACUAUUAGGCCAAUUUAAAAAAUUCUUACAUCUAUGGAAAGCUACAUUAUCAGUGCUAACAUAGGCUUUAUUCAAUCCCCAUAUUCCCACAAGAAGGGAAAACGCAAAUAGUCUCCUUGUUGACUAAUGAAUGAACUUGUAUGGCACUUAUAAAAUAAUUUACUUGUCUGUUAGUUUGGAAAACGUAACUCGCCUUACCCUGAGCCACAACAAGCUGUCAACAGUUCCAGCUGGUCUUGCCAAUCUCAUCAACUUGGAAAUACUCAACCUUGCUAACAACCAUAUAGAGGAGUUGCCUGUUAGUCUGUCUUCUCUGCCCAAGCUCCGUAUACUCAAUGUGUCGCUCAACAGACUGUAUACUUUGCCGAGAGGCUUUGGUGCUUUUCCGGUUUUGGAAAUUUUGGACCUGACUUAUAACAACUUGAAAGAAGAGACACUGCCCGGGAAUUUCUUUAUGAUGGAAAGUCUGAGAGCUUUGUACCUUGGAGAUAAUGACUUUGAAUAUCUACCACCAGAGAUUGGAAACCUCAAGAAUUUGCAAAUUGUGUCGAUGCGUGAGAACGAUCUGAUCGAGGUGCCGCGCGAGCUGGGUCAGCUGGCGCGUCUGCGGGAGCUGCAUCUGCAGGGCAACCGCCUCGUCGUGCUGCCGCCUGAGAUUGGCUCGCUGGACCUGGCCAGCAACAAGGCGGUGCUGCGGCUGGAAGGCAACUUCUGGGUGCCGCACAUCGAGGACCAGAUCAAGCUGGGCCCCUCGCACGUGCUCGACUACCUGCGCUCGGAGACCUACAGAGUGUUGUACAGCCGUCACAUGUCGGCCAAGCCGCCGCCGCCGCCACAGACUCUCGACAAAAGCAAGAAGGCGAGUCGCGCCAGGUCGUAACUCUACGCUACUAACUCAUCUACCUUCUCCCAUCCGUCAUCGCGUUCGGUCUAUACGUCCGAGAUGAUGGAUGGGAAAAGAAGGGUGAGGACAGACGACGGACUGCUGGCAAACUUGUGACUCUAUAUUCUGAUAAUGAAUCCAUUAAAGUGCGGCCGCUCAGAGAUUGCGUUUCUGACAGAUCGUGAUCGAAUAGGCGAUGUAACUUCGAACUGACGCGCCUCUACCUUUUCCAAUACAUCUUUUUUGUCUAUACUACUAAGAGGAUGUAUGGGAAAAGAAGGAUGAGGACAGACGACGGACUGCUGGCAAACUUGUGACUUGUCAUCCAUUAAAGUGCGACCGCUCAGAGAUUGCGUUUCUCACAGGUUGUGAUCGAAUGGGCGAUGUAACUUUGAACCGUUUCAAGGUUAUGCCAACUGUUUGUCUUUUUAGUAAUGAGACUAAAACGAGGCAAUUGUAAUUGAAUAUGUUUGUCCCAUUCAAUCAUGACCUUAGUGUUGUUAAAACUAUAAAAUUUUUUCAAGUAGUACUUUUUUUUUUGCUCUUCUACGAGUAGUUUGUAAUUUAUAAUAGUAAAAUGCUACUGUCUGUUAGUGUUUCUAAUAUUCUGAAAAUUAUUUACUGAUUUGUAUGUUUUUUGCUCGAAUCACAGAUUAAUCAAUAAUAUACAGAUACAGCGUACGGCACACGACAGUGUCGUAGCCGCUCCAAAUACGAAUUUCAAAAGUAAUACAUUCUCGAGUCAGUACGACACGAACCGUCGCAUCAGUAAUUUUCAAUAUUAUUCAAGAAAAAUGGCGUCCUAUGUUUUUAAAUGUAUUAAAAACUGUUCACAAAAACUAAAGAAAUAAGAUGGAGGAUUAUUCAUUGGUAAUUAUUGGUUAUUAUAUUAAUUUACGUAAUUGUUGUUAGUGUUAAAGUGAAAUAUAAAUUAUGAAAAAUGUUUGUAUAUGCGGUUUCACCGGCUUCAGUAUGUGCUUAUAAAGAAUCACUCUGGUUACUCUGUGGCUCAAAUACAAAAAUAAAAUCCAAAUUACCAUAUAUUGGACGGAAUAACAAAUGGAUUUUAAUUAUUAGAAGUAAGCAUAGCAUUGCGGAAUAAGUAUAGCAAACUUUAAUAUAUUUUAUUGAUCAAAUACAUAAUUAAUAUUAUUUUAAUAAAAUAUUAUGCAAGAAAUAUAUAAUGCUAACACAAUUUUUAUGCUUAAAUGUGUUGCAGUUGACUGCCAUAGUAAAUGUUUUGAUAUUUUGUCAUACAUCUUCAAUCUUGUCUUAUGCUGUCAUAUUAAAAUGUUGCUUCAUGUUGCCAUACUAAAAUGUGUUGCUAGAUUAGAUUUUAAAUAACAAUAAUUAUGUAUUUUUUUUAAUUAUGUAAGUGUUUUUUUUUAUAUUGCUUAUAGUAUUAACAAAUGCUGAGUUUAAUUUAUUAAUUGUGAAAGUGUUGUGUGAAUGUACUUUUGGUAAAUAAAUGAAAAACAAUUGUCAAUUUCAUACAAAAUGUUUAUUUUAUCUAUAAGUAGGUGAACACAAAAUAUUAUACAUACAAAUGUAAACAUAGCAUUUAUAUAAUAAAACAAAGAGAGCGAUCAUAGCUAUGGUGCUACGUAACUAAUUAUUGACAUGUUAAUUGUGAAAAUUUAAACUAUUUAACAAAAUAAAUAAAUAUUACUAACAGAAA
This is a messenger RNA of Bicyclus anynana (squinting bush brown), 2821 nucleotides long. It is a transcript of the gene ics, whose product is annotated as ras suppressor protein 1. The coding region runs from base 391 to 1140 and encodes 249 amino acids. Lineage: Eukaryota; Metazoa; Arthropoda; Insecta; Lepidoptera; Nymphalidae. Gene Ontology annotation, molecular function: protein binding. The record is from RefSeq and is a predicted model, not a curated record. The transcript is spliced from 6 exons.